Molecule: messenger RNA, 2151 nt
Organism: Alosa sapidissima (American shad)
Lineage: Eukaryota; Metazoa; Chordata; Actinopteri; Clupeiformes; Clupeidae
Gene: hs3st4
Product: heparan sulfate (glucosamine) 3-O-sulfotransferase 4
Exons: 2
Coding region: 641-1897 (418 amino acids)
Molecular function (GO): [heparan sulfate]-glucosamine 3-sulfotransferase activity
Source: RefSeq, a predicted model, not a curated record
AAGCGUCGAGACUGCAUGGAACCGUUAUAGCUGCCGAGGAGUUAAGAAUUGAAAUGGGCCUCUAUAUUUUUUCAUCCUCCGGAACAGAGUUCAGUGUAUUGGGAGGGUAAAUGUAAGCUAUUUUAUUGUAAAAUAACACGAAUUAGGCUACGAUACAUUAUUAUAGCAAUGAUAGAAACCAACGGCGUGAAGGACAGCGAAGCCACGUAGCCGUGCUGCAUUCAAACAGCUAACUGAUCUAGUGGAUGAAGACGUGUCUCCCAGACUACUUCAAAGGCUUUCUUUUUUUCCAUACAUCGCCAAGACGGCGUCCAUCGCACCCUUCUUUUAUUUGACGGAGCUUCUCAUUUGGAAUCACGCCAGACCGCAGCCUGCAGAAUCAGGGCAUAUAUUGUCACAUAUGAUGUCAGCGUCGAAAUAGCCUAAGGAAUCUAUAGUCUAUUGAAGAAAACGAAGCGAUAUUCGUGUCGAAUUUGAACGAUUUGUUAAAAUGUGUAUUUGAUAUUGCUUAGAAUUGACUAGCUCCACGAAGCUGUAGCUCUGUGUUGGUUGUGACAGAACGUUGUUGUCGAGGGUCCAUGCAAUACUUGCAGUGGAAACAUGUGUGGCUACUUCUCUAAACGGAUCACUGCUAUCAGAGAUGGCAUUUUGGUCCAGUACAACGGUUUUUACCUCUAAAGUAUCCCGGAAGAUCAUAUUCAUGUUUACCCUAUCCCUCUCUGUCACCUACCUUUUCUACAGCUUGGUUAACUGUUAUACCUCACUACAAUUCCCAGCGCAAGAAAAUUAUGUAUAUCAAGGCAGGCCGGUGACUGACGAAACGACUUUUAUGACAUUAAGGGGGAAACUUUAUUCCACGUCACUCCAGGGCGAAUUAAUAGAACGCACAAGCAGCGAACCAACUAUUUUUUCGACAAAUCCAAACGAUGUUAAAAUCGAAGGGCGGACAGCAGAAUGGGUUAGAACUGACACGGCUCCUACUAACACCAUCGCGAUGGUACAUACGGCAAUUAUGGACCAGCAGCACCAAGGAUUCAGCACUACGGACAGCGUCUUCAGGACCUCUAUGAACAGUACCCCUGAGUAUGGGGAAAAAAAACUGCCUCAAGCUAUUAUAAUAGGGGUGAAAAAAGGAGGUACUCGAGCUUUACUUGAGGCUUUAAGAGUUCACCCUGACGUUCGAGCUGUGGGCAAUGAGCCCCAUUUCUUUGAUCGGAAUUAUGAGAAAGGGCUGGACUGGUACAGAGACUUAAUGCCCUCUACAUUGGAUGGCCAGCUGACAAUGGAAAAGACGCCAAGCUACUUUGUAACAAGUAAUGCACCUAAGAGGAUAUACUCAAUGGCAAAAGACAUCAAAUUGAUCAUUGUUGUGCGUAAUCCUGUCACCAGAGCCAUUUCAGACUACACCCAGACCCUGUCCAAAAAGCCAGAGAUCCCAACAUUUGAGGUUUUAGCUUUCAAGAACCGAACACUAGGACUUGUUGAUGCCUCAUGGAGUGCCCUGCGGAUUGGUAUCUAUGCAUUGCACUUAGAGAGUUGGAUGCAGUACUUUCCCCUCUCUCAGAUGCACUUUGUUAGUGGAGAGAGACUUAUUGUUGAUCCAGCUGGUGAGAUGACAAAAGUACAAGACUUCUUGGGACUAAAGCGCAUUGUUUCAGACAAACACUUCUAUUUCAAUAAAACCAAGGGAUUUCCUUGCUUGAAGAAGCCAGAAGACAGCAGUGCCCCACGUUGUCUUGGAAAGUCAAAAGGCAGAAUUCACCCAAGAAUAGAUCCUGAUGUCAUUCACAGACUGCACAAAUUCUACAAGCCCUUUAACAUGAUGUUCUACCAAAUGACAGGGCAGAAUUUCCAGUGGGAGUUUGAGGAGAAUGACUCACAGGGUUCCCAGGACUAGUUAACUACAGAGAUUCAUAGCAAUACCACCAGCCUUUCCACACCAGAGUCCCAUCUUGUGUUAUUCCUUGAAUGAUUGCUUGCACACAUAAAUGACUCACAGCUGUCUUCUCAAUGUGUCUGUAUUCAUAUGAAAAGUGUACAAUGUGAUAUGCUAAUCACACUCCCUUUGUUCAAAUUGUACUGACUGAUGGCAGAGCUUCAUGUUCAUGUAUACAAAAGAUACACACAAACACAACUAUAUAUAUAUAUAUA